GCCAUGGCAACGCCCGCUCGGCCAUGGCGGCGAGGCCGGGCCCGGGCCCGGGCCUGGGGCUGGUGCUGGGGUUGGGGCUGGGGCUGGGGUCGCUGCUGGCCGCCGCCGAGCCCCGCGUCUACCUGGGCAGCUGGGCCGUGAGGGUGGCGGCCGGGCCCCGGGAGGCCGCCAGGCUGGCUCGCCGCCAUGGGCUGCUCUGCCUCGGCCAGGUGCUGGAGGGAGAGCCCUACUACCACUUCAGGCACCGCGGCACCAGGCAGAAGUCCUUAAGCAGGCACUGGGGCUGGAACCAGCGCCUGAACAGGGAGCCAAAGGUUCUCUGGUUUGAGCAGCAAACAGCAAAGAGGCGCGUGAAGAGAAGCGUCAGCGUGGUGCCGACAGAUCCCUGGUUCCCUAAGCAGUGGUACAUGAACAACGACAUCAACCCUGAUCUAAACGUCCUCGCUGCCUGGAGCAAAGGCUACACCGGGCUGGGGGUUGUGCUGUCCAUCCUGGAUGAUGGCAUUGAGAAGGAUCAUCCCGACCUGUCCGCCAACUACGAUCCCCUCGCGAGUUACGACUUCAACAGCAAUGACCCCGACCCCCAGCCCAGGUACAAUGCCUGGGACGAGAACCGGCACGGGACGCGCUGCGCAGGAGAGGUGGCAGCCGUAGCCAACAACCAGAUCUGCGGCGCGGGCAUCGCGUACAACGCAAAAGUUGGAGGCGUGCGGAUGCUGGACGGUCCCAUCAUGGACAUCGUGGAGGCUCAGUCCCUCGGCCUGCGCCCGCAGCACAUCCACAUCUACAGCGCCAGCUGGGGCCCCAUGGACGACGGGCGGACCGUGGACGGGCCGGGCGUGCUGGCUGCGGAAGCUUUCUACAGAGGGGUGACAAAAGGGCGCGGGGGCCUUGGCUCCAUCUUCAUCUGGGCCUCGGGCAACGGCGGCAUCAACUACGACAACUGCAACUGCGACGGGUACACCAACAGCAUCUACACCCUGACGGUGGGCAGCGUCUUGGCCAGCGGCCAGCGGCCCUGGUACAGCGAAGCCUGCUCCUCCACCCUCACCACCACCUACAGCAGCAGCACCAGGAGCGAGGUGCAGAUCGUGACCACCGACCUGCGCCACCGCUGCACCAACAAGCACGCGGGCACCUCCGCCUCGGCCCCGCUGGCUGCAGGAAUGGUCGCCCUCGCUCUGGAGGCCAACCCGGCGCUGAGCUGGCGGGACGUGCAACACCUCGUGGUCAGGGCCUCCAAACCUGCCCACCUGCAGGCAGAAGACUGGGCUGCGAACGGGGUCGGACGCGAGGUGAGCCACCACUACGGCUACGGGCUGCUGGACGCUGGGCUGCUGGUGGAGCUGGCCAAGGCAUGGACAGGGACUCGGCCCCAGAGGAGGUGCUCGGUCAGAGCUCUUCGCGCCCCCCGGAACAUCGGCUCCAAGCUCACCGUCUCCGUAGAUGCCGCCUCCUGCUCAGGGAGAACCAAGCGCAUCCGCUCGCUGGAGCACGUCCAGGUCCAGCUCUCCCUGAGCUACAGCCGCAGGGGGGACCUGGUGCUUGCCCUGACCAGCCCCAUGGGGACCACGUCCACGCUGGUGACCGUGCGCCCGUACGACACCAGCCAGCAGGGCUACAAGGACUGGACCUUCAUGUCCACGCACUUCUGGGAUGAGGACCCCAAUGGGACCUGGACGUUGCUGCUAGAGAACAAGGGCGAUGCCUAUAACACAGGCGUGCUGAGCAGCUUCAUCCUGCACCUGCACGGCACAGACGAGGACAUGAUGGCCAGGCGCUUCGCAGCCUCCCCCGUGGACAAGUGCCUCAAGUGGGAUGCGCAGGGGGCGUGCGAAGAGUGCAGCAGCUCAUUCUACGCCUACCAGCAGCUGUGCCUGCCCUACUGCCCGCCGCGUUCCUACGGCCGGACCCAGGGAGCCGCCUCCACGAACGCAGCCCGGGUCUGCGCCAGCUGCCACCCCUCCUGCUACACGUGCCAGGGCGCCUCGGCCAACAACUGCACCGCCUGCCCCCCUGCCCGCAUCUUCAACGGGCUCUCCCACUCCUGCCCCCCUCUGCUGGGUUUCUCCCCCGAGGAUGGGCAGCACGGGGACCUCCUCCCAGUCCUCCUGAUCUGCGGGAGCCUGAUCCUCUUGGCCAUCGUCUGUGGCACGUACCGCAAGGUCAUGCACGCUGGCUGGCUCUACAGGUAGCACCUGCUGGCCCUGGGCUGGAGGGAUGGAAGGACACCAGCCCGGGACAGAGCUGUCCUUGCCCCCCUUUCUGAAUAAAGGUUUUGUUGCCCUUCUGGGCUGCCCUUUCUGAAGGUUGACUUCACUUGCCGGCAGCUGUGUGCUGACCCCGCUCCGUAUCCAGCUCCGUGCAUGGGUACGGACGCAGUGGUGGCUUCCCCCCCCGCCUGGCUUGUCCCCUGCAUCCCCUGGGGAUUUGCACGGCGCUGGGGACCCAGCGCCCUGGCUGGCUGCUGCGAGGGAGCUAUUUCCAGCUGGGCCGGGCUGCGUGGCCAAGCACGGAGCCCCGCGCCCUUUCCCAGGCGCAGAGGAGGAGGAGGAGGAGGAGAUGUGACUUCCCUCCAAACAGCUGCGCCCGAGUAAACACGUCCAGCGCCUCCAGCGCUGGCUGAGCCGCGAGCCCACGCAGAUUUUGGCAGGGAAGAGGGAGCUGGACUGGGAGCCGCCGCUCCGUGGUGCUGGCACAGCAGGGCCCUGCUUGUCAGCAGCCUUCAGAAACGUGCCCGGGGCUGGCUGCUGCACCCCGUGGUCGCCCCACGCUGCGGAGGCGAAGGCCCUCGGCCCUCGCUGCCCCACCAGGGCCGG
Molecule: messenger RNA, 2819 nt
Organism: Cygnus olor (mute swan)
Lineage: Eukaryota; Metazoa; Chordata; Aves; Anseriformes; Anatidae
Gene: PCSK4
Product: proprotein convertase subtilisin/kexin type 4
Exons: 15
Coding region: 24-2195 (723 amino acids)
Biological process (GO): peptide hormone processing
Cellular component (GO): trans-Golgi network; Golgi membrane
Molecular function (GO): serine-type endopeptidase activity
Source: RefSeq, a predicted model, not a curated record